Messenger RNA from Perkinsus marinus ATCC 50983, 1446 nucleotides. RefSeq lists its product as hypothetical. Gene Ontology annotation, molecular function: transmembrane transporter activity. NCBI's taxonomy places the organism in Eukaryota, Perkinsozoa, Perkinsida, Perkinsidae. The transcript is spliced from 13 exons. Gene Ontology annotation, biological process: transmembrane transport. Bases 1 to 1446 code for a protein of 481 amino acids. Gene Ontology annotation, cellular component: membrane. The record is from RefSeq and is a predicted model, not a curated record.
AUGACAUCGAUGGCAAAGAUGUUCCAUUUCAAUGCCGUGGAACGAGAUGAAUACCUGGGUGGCGAGCUCACGCUGGUCUUCUAUGCCCCUGGUAUGCUCGUGGCCCUCUUGGUCGGUCUACUCUCCGCUGUUGUCCCACGCAAGACACUGCUCACUGCGGUGGUUGCCCUCACAGCUUUGGCUACUAUGACCACCUUCUUCGCCGGUAACCUCCUCGGCAUGCAGUCCCUCUUAUGGGCCCGUGCAAUAGCUGGCCUUGGUAUAGGCGGCGCCUUGCCAGUUGCAUACUCUAUGGUUGGUGACUGGUUCCCUCCGGACCAACGAGCAGUAGCAUCAGCGAUGGUCACAGCGGCCUGUGGGGUAGGUGUAUUCAUGGGGCAAGUUGCUGCUGCCUAUAUAGGGAAGACCAUAGACUGGCGCUGGGCUUUCCUUCUCAUACCCAUACCAGCUCUUGCAGGAGCUGUGCUGUGCCAAAACCGGUUAGGGGCGCGAUGGACGGAGCUGAUCCGAGUGGUACGGACGACGAGACCGCGCCGUAGCCCAGAGCCUUCGGACUCUGCCGCUCUAUCGACAGCUGACACAGAGGGCCAUCUAUCGUAUAGAAGGGAGCAGCCCAGCCGGUCUACGUGGCUUGCUGAUAAUGUGGAUCAGCUGAAGCAGGCUUCCUAUUCCCGGACGAAUCUUCUGGUGCUCUUGCAAGCCUUUCCUGGUGGUAUUCCAUGGGGAAUAAUCAUCGUAUAUCUCCAUGACUUCUUGGUCCAGGACAUGGGUUUUUCUAUAGAGUUGGCGCUCUUCGCCACGGCAACCAUGGGGUUAGCAGGCUUCUGUGGGGUGCUCAUAGGCGGGUUCAUCGGUGAGAAGCUCUACCGAUCAGAUCCACGGUACUGCGCUCUAUUCUGUUCGGUUAUGUCUUUGCUACGGGUUAUACCCUUCUUCGCGGUCUUUGGAUGGACUUCUCUGUAUAAGGAAGGGCCGAAUGAGGUUGACCAGCUAGCAGCAGCAGCUAUGGGGAAGGCCAUGGAUGCGGUUGGCGAGUCGCAGGCCCAUAUUGGAUCCACGGAGAUGUUACACCUGUCCUUUUUCGGGACGCUAUUUAUUGGUGGAGUCAUUGCUACCACUCCAGCUGCGAAUUUAGGUGCCAUUCUCUUAAAUGUCAAUCCCCCACAGCAUCGAGUUCAUCGCCAGAUACCCUAUACAGGAGGUCGAGCACUCGCCUAUCAGUUCACUCUGGUGGUAUGGUUAGUGUGUGGCCUCCUGCUGAUACCGGUGGUGAGCAGCCUCCAGGAAGAUGAGCUUUACAUGCAACGCACUUUGCGGGAACAGCAGCAUAGGAAACGAGUGAAUGACAUGAGAGCCGAAGCUAGCCAUCGCAUUCUCACCUCCACAGCCAAAGCAGCCUCCUUGGUCCUCGACAAAAGGCCUGUCGUCGGUGGCGGCACCACUUAG